Tuber aestivum (summer truffle) is the source of this 1275-nucleotide messenger RNA. The record is from the annotation of a GenBank genome assembly. Lineage: Eukaryota; Fungi; Ascomycota; Pezizomycetes; Pezizales; Tuberaceae.
AUGCAGAGCGUCCUGAAAAUGGGAAUAAUCUCACCUGUAAAGGAUUUAACCGCUCCGUACAAUUGCCCGCAAUCAAUAUUAUAUAAGAAAUUCGGCAAGCCAUCUGAUAUUUAUGUUCCGGCGCUAAACCUUGGUAAAGACACCAGGCGUGCCAGGAUGUUUCAAACCAUUACUCCUUUUGCGGUGAAAUAUAAUUUAAGUAUAAACUCGGCUUAUGAAGAAGGGGAUUACAAACACAUUAGUAAAGCGCUCUUAAAAGAAAAAGGUACUGUCAUCAUCGUUUGGGAGCAUAAGGAGAUCCAGCAACUGGUGAAUGCACUAGGUGUAAAAUCUGUCACCCAAAAAUGGGGCACAAAUGAUUAUGACAGCAUAUGGAUCGUUACUUUUUCUACAGGGAUGCCUGUUCUGAAAAAAGAUAAGCAGGGUUUAAACCCAUCGUCUAAUUGCAAUUUCUAAUUUUAAUCUGAUCACCUGCCCCUUAGCCUUCCGAAAAUCUAACAUUCAUAAAUCUUUACUCAUGCGAAAACUAUUCAUCGUCCUGUUUCUAUUCUUUUAUAUACAAAGUCAGGCACAAACUGAUCAGUUACAAAAGAUUGAAAAUGACAUUAAGGCCAAUGCUAUGGAACAUAAAUUCGACAAGCAAAUCAUUGAUCUUAAUAAUGACCAGAUCGAUGAUUACAUCUACUUAUAUCAAUGCGGAGAACCUAAAUGCAUAAAAGUAUAUCUAAACAUCAACGGCAUAUUAAAAGAACAGAUUGCGGAACAGUGCUGGAGUUACCGGGUAUUUAACAUCAACAACAGAAAGAUACUAACUUUAAUACUAGGCCAUUGUUGUGGGAAAGCCCCUAUGUAUCGAUCAGGUCCGUUGAAUUUGAUACAAACCGAGCGCUGAUUAAGGACAACUAUGUGUUAACAAAUGGAGCAUAUACCGGAGCUAGUAUGCUUAGCCCUCCAUUUUACAGCAAACAACGAGAACCUGCGGUCAUUAAUACCAACAACUAUAAUUUAAGAUUCUCUCCCAAUACUGAUCUGCUCAAAGGAGCUGAAAAAGAGACGUUCACUUUCGGAAUUACCGAAGGCACAAAUAUUAUUGCCCAGAUAAAAAUGGGUUCAAAAAUCAAUAUUCUAUCUGAACUCAUUCAGCGGGACAGAUCCUGGCUAUUUAUCGAAGUAGAUCCUACGUUCCUGGUUGGCAAGGAUCAUCCUGUCAGUUUCGAUUUUAAAGAUCAGCAGUUAAGGGGUUGGAUUAGCAGCAAAUAUGUAACGCGAAAAUAA